This is a messenger RNA of Cornus florida, 909 nucleotides long. RefSeq lists its product as uncharacterized. NCBI's taxonomy places the organism in Eukaryota, Viridiplantae, Streptophyta, Magnoliopsida, Cornales, Cornaceae. Bases 1 to 909 code for a protein of 302 amino acids. The transcript has 2 exons. The record is from RefSeq and is a predicted model, not a curated record.
AUGAAGAAAUCAAAUAACAAUGUGAAUAUGAAUGAUAUUAAGAAAGAUGCAAUAAAGUGGACUGAAGAAGUGGAUGGUAUAUUACUUGAUGCAUUAUUGGAGCAACAAGAAAAUGGGAACAGAGUUGAUGGAACUUUCACAUCUACUGCAUAUUCAAAUGUUGUGAAGAUAUGCUCUCAAAAACUUGGCUAUCCGUUUGAUAAAGAUCACGUGAAAAAUCGUAUGAAAACAAUGAAAAAUAAUUUUAACACAUGUUAUGACUUGUUCAAAAAUUUAAGUGGGAUAUCAUGGAGUCCAGAAACAAAACUCUUUAAAGCUGAACCAGAAGUAUGGAAGGCCCUCAUAGAGGCAAAACCAUCAUCUUCAAAAUGGAGGCACACCAAAAUCAACCAUUAUGAGAAGUUGUUUGAACUUUUUGUAAAAGAUAGAGCUACUGGUCAAGGUGCUAUAAGUGCAAAGGAAAAAGUUAGCAAAUGGGGAACAGAGAAUGGUACCUCAAGUAGUACUCAAAACAACAACCAUGAGUCAAAUUCACAAUGUGGGGGGUCUUCAAAGGGUUCAAAAAGAAAGGAUGUAAUGGCUGAUGUGUUUGAGAGAGAGAUUGAAGUUAUUGGAUCUGGAAUUAACAAAGUAGCCGAGGCAAUUGAAAAAGGAAAUCUUGUUGCUGAGAAGGGACUCGAAAUUGCAGCAAAGAGAGUUGCAAUAGUUGAGAAAACACAAACUAAUUAUCAUCCAGAUGAAGAAUUAUUUGCUGAACUAAUGAGAAUUGGAGUUCCUGAUAAUAAACAGUUGGAUGCAUUUAUAUUCCUUAUCAAAUACCCUCAGCACAAAAGCGCAUUUUUUGCUGUUCCAACUGAGAGGCGUCUUGAAUUGCUUAAUAUGGUGAUGGAUAGAGGAAAUGACUCUUGA